Messenger RNA from Brassica napus (rape), 2385 nucleotides. RefSeq lists its product as uncharacterized. NCBI's taxonomy places the organism in Eukaryota, Viridiplantae, Streptophyta, Magnoliopsida, Brassicales, Brassicaceae. The record is from RefSeq and is a predicted model, not a curated record. The coding region runs from base 1 to 2385 and encodes 794 amino acids. The transcript has a single exon. Gene Ontology annotation, molecular function: nucleic acid binding; RNA-DNA hybrid ribonuclease activity.
AUGAGUAAAGCUUAUGAUAGAGUGGAAUGGAGUUUCAUGGAGGCCUUACUUCUAAAACUUGGAUUCGAGCAGCAAUGGGUCGCGAGAGUCAUGAAAUGUAUAACAUCAGUUUCGUAUCAAGUACUGAUAAAUGGUGAAGCAAAAGGGAAUAUCGUACCCUCGCGAGGACUACGGCAAGGCGACCCGCUCUCACCCUUCCUGUUUAUCCUGUGUACUGAAGUUUUGAUCUCACACAUAAAGAACGCUGAAGCUACAGCUACCUUAACCGGCAUUAAGAUUGCACGAGAAUGCCCCCCGAUCUCACAUCUCUUAUUCGCGGACGAUAGUCUGUUCUUCUGUCGAGCAGAUGCACCUCAAUGCGAGGAACUGAUGCGAAUAAUUGACGUCUACGGUAAAGCCUCAGGACAACAACUGAAUAAAUCCAAAUCUUCAGUUCUGUUCGGUUCUCAGGUCGUAACGUCCUCAAAACUUGAUCUGAAAAGAUCUCUAGGGAUUAUGAAAGAAGGGGGCAUGGGAAUGUAUCUAGGAAUGCCAGAAAAGAUUUGUGGCUCCAAGACUCAAGUGUUUGCCUUUGUCCAAGAAAGAAUGAAUGGAAGGAUCAACAACUGGUCCGGGAAACUGUUAUCACGAGGAGGGAAAGAGGUACAAAUUAAAUCAGUGGCACAAGCGAUCCCCUCCUUUGUUAUGUCCUGUUAUCUUGUUCCUCAGGGAAUAUGUAAAAAGCUUUCCGCCGCAGUGGCGAGAUUUUGGUGGAGUACAAGAGAUAAUAACCGUGGGAUUCAUUGGAUCGCCUGGGAUAAAAUAUGUGUUCCCCUGGAGAAAGGAGGUCUGGGAUUUAGAGAUUUCAGAGAUUUUAAUCUGGCUUUGCUGGCGAAACAGGUGUGGAGGCUGCUGGUGUUCCCGAAUUCUCUCCUGGCACGCGUCCUCAAAGGAAGAUAUUAUCGACAUUCGAACCCUUUGCGAACGGGUAAGGCCUCAUCUCCAUCGUAUGGAUGGAGAAGCUUGAUGGCGGCAAAACAGGUUCUUGAAGAUAAUAUAUGUAGAACGAUUGGGACAGGGGCGGAAACUAAAGUGUGGGACGAUGCUUGGAUCCCCGGAGAAGUAGCAAGGCCGGCGAAAAGUGCACAUGCGGUUGUUGAUCCAGAGCUAAGAGUUCAUCACCUGAUAAACUUCGAAACAAAUGAAUGGGAUGAGGGCUUCAUCUCUGAGGUGAUUCACGCUGAGGACAUACCGCGUAUCAUGGCAAUUAAGAUAAGUAAAACAGGGAGAUCAGAUGGGUACUGCUGGAAACAUACGAAGUCCGGACACUACACGGUCAGAUCAGGUUACGAUGUUGCAGUCGAACAGAGGAGAUACCAAAGCUUCAAUCCGUUAGUCGAACCAAGCAUAACACCUUUGAAGAAACUAGUGUGGAAACUAAAAACGGCAAGAAAGAUCAAACAUUUUCUUUGGCAAGCCCUUUCAGGCUGUGUGUCCUCGGCAAGUAAGCUGGUCGAAAGGCAUUGUGGGACAGAUACUACCUGUCAACGAUGUGGAGCUGAGAUCGAGAGUAUAAAUCAUAUACUGUUUGAAUGCCCACCUGCCUUUCAAUGCUGGAUUCUUUCGCCGAUACCAACACCUCCGGGGCUUUUCCCGUGUACUUCCCUAUAUGCGAAUUUUGAAUAUCUCUUGCAACAGGUGGCUACAGCAGAAGGAGAGAAUGGCUUCUCAAUGUUUCCCUGGCUGAUUUGGUAUGUGUGGAAGGCAAGGAAUGAGAAGUGCUUCAAUGCAAAAGAUAUAUCCCCUCUUGAUUCCCUUCAAAUGGCGCAACAAGAAGCUGAAACAUGGAAGGUCGCCCAGCUGGGAGACGAGAUUACAGAAGAAGAAGAACCCCCAGCACAAAGAAACCAAUCCCUAUCGCCGUCAUAUACUAGAACGGAUCGUCGGUACACUUGCCAAGUAGAUGGCUCGUGGGCAGCGAGUGACGAACGGAUGGGAAUGGGUUUUGUUAUCUUAGUGGCGGGGGAAGAGAUCCUUCAAGGACAGAGUUGUACUCACAGAGUUCAGUCACCUAUACAUGCCGAAGCGGAGGGUAUCAUCUGGGCCAUGAAAGAAGCUCGAGCUCGAAGUCUUGAUGAUAUCACCUUCGCCUCAGACUGUCAACAACUGGUGAACCUAGUGAACAGAGAUGAAGUAUGGCCUGCGCUAUCAACAGAGUUGGAUGAAAUUAAAUACUUGUUGUCUAAGUUUCAGAGUGUUGGAUUAAUCUUUUUACCGCGUUCUUGUAAUAUCCGUGCGGACUCCUUGGCUAAAGGAGGACGUUCACGUGCGUACUGCUUUGCGGCUGUAAACUCCCUGGUCCCCUUCUUGCCUGCUCUAGAAGCUCGCCAUGAAGAACCAGUAUGA